This is a messenger RNA of Mesorhabditis belari, 1110 nucleotides long. NCBI's taxonomy places the organism in Eukaryota, Metazoa, Nematoda, Chromadorea, Rhabditida, Rhabditidae. The record is from the annotation of a GenBank genome assembly.
AUGGACAUCGACGAGAAUUCGGUGAUCGACCCGUCAACGGUGCCCAUCAUUCCCACGAUUCCCGUCCACAAGCGCCCAAAACCGAUCCCGAUGGUUCUCCCGAAACACGAAGGAAAGACGAUUCCCCUUCACUGGCGUCCCCUUGUCGUCCCAGAUGCCACCCGGAAAGCCAUUCUCCGACACAUCGCCUUCAAGAAUGCUCAAUUCAAAGAUAAAGUGGAAAAGACUGAGCAACGGAAACGAAGAAAAAUCGAGAUUCAACAAGAGAAAAUCGAGGCAGCAAAGGAAUUGGUGGUGAUCUAUAAAGAGUUAUCCGAAGCAAACGAGAAAUUGGAGAAGUUGGAUCAAGAGAAGCAUGAGACAUUUCUGAAGUUGAAAGACGCAUUGAAGAAUGAAGCUGAGCUGAAGAAAGCCUCCACGUCGACACCGAUCACUCCGAUUACACCGAAAGCUCCAGUGAUUUCGAAUGAUCCACGAAUUGCGGCUGGUAUCAUCUCUGAGUCAGUGGUUCAACAAAUGACCUCAACGGCUUUUCUUCAGUCACCAGCUGGUUCAACAAGUUCUCAUGAUUCGGGCGAUUCGAAGAUGGACGUGGCCAAGCUGGGCUCUCAUGUCGGAACGAUACCUGCCUCUCAAGCGCUCCUCUCCCCCUCCAUACAGCAACAACUCCACGCGCUUUCGCAAUCCUCUUCUCCGCAGACUCAGCAGUUGUUAGGGCUUCUUGGCAAUCAACAACGUCAAACGGCCGCUCAACAAGCCAUAACAACUCAAGCGCAAUUGGUCGCCGCAGCGCAGGCGCAGCAUGUCAACCAAAUGUACUUGACUCAACAGCGAAGCCAGGGACAACAGAAAUCCCCGAUGCCGCCUCCGCCACCGCCACCCAGACAACCCCAAGGCGGAAACCCAUCAUUCACCGCUCCGCACGGCCGGCCGCGGGGGAACAGUGGAUCGAGUAAGAACCGACAGACGUUCAACCCAGCAAUUGGGCAAAAUCCAUCACGAAGCGGCUACACGCCGAGUCCGGCUGUCGAAAGUGCUACAUCUGCUUAUCUCAAAAAUCAGAUGGCGGCGAGCAGUAUGUUGACAAAAGGUUUCAACGCUUGGAAGGGA